Messenger RNA from Astrephomene gubernaculifera, 9497 nucleotides. NCBI's taxonomy places the organism in Eukaryota, Viridiplantae, Chlorophyta, Chlorophyceae, Chlamydomonadales, Astrephomenaceae. The record is from the annotation of a GenBank genome assembly.
CUUAUAUUUGCCUAAGGAGGAUUUUAGACGACCUGGCUCCCUAUCUUGCCGUACCCAGGGAUUCGCAAGAGGAUACUGUUAUCGGUGAGCGCGUUAGCCCCCAAACACGAGUACAUCACAUAAGUUAUGGAUUAAAACUGCCUACUGGCACGCGUCGUUGUAUGCCAGUAUGUGGAGGGCUUGCUUUGGGUGGCCAUGUAACCGACCUCGCAGCCUUGAGUACUGCGUUCGGGAGCACGAGGACGUCGCUCCGGAUACGUUAAAGGGAGAUGCGAUAGAGGAACGUUCAUGCUUGGCCUCUGGAACAUCGCGUAAAGCAGCCUCAUCCCAGAAGCCGGGCCCCGACACGCCCGCCAAUGAUGGGGGAAGAGAGGCUACCCUCCGCGAAUCCCUCAUCCUGACCGCAACACCAGCUUGCUUCACCAUCAUCAGCCUCUCCGGCCGGUACGCGCUGCAUCAAAACAACCACAGCAAGCGAUGGAUGGGCGAACGCGUGCGCGGCGCUUCGUCAUCACCGCGACCUCAACUCGCUCAAUCCAUCGCACAUCGCCAUCCCGGCAUCCCCUCCGGGCCCUCGCCCCGCCUUGCCCACCAGCUCACCCGAGGCCCCAGUCGCUUCGGCCCUAGCAGCCAGGCAGGCGGCCAACGGAGCAGCCUCGACCUGGCUUCACCCCGCCUCCCAAGGUCGGACUCCAAGAUAACAUUGCGGCCGGGUGCCCCUGAUGACACCAGCUUUGUUGGCGGGGGUGCUGCUGGCGGGGGUGGUGGCGGAGCGCCUGGGGGCUGCCCCGGUGGAGGCGAACAUGAGGAGGGUGGUGGUGAUGGCGAUGCGGACCUGCUGUCGCUCAUCUUCCAGUUGGAGCCCGAGUCGCUGGGCCGCAUGAUGGAGGAGCUGUGCGGGCCGGGGGACGUGUGGAAGGGUGUCGUACGAGUGCCGGUGCGCCUGAGCAGCCCGCCCCCCGACGAGAGCGACCCCCUGCCCGCAAUCAGCCCAUCCGCCGCGCCCUCCUUCUUCGCCGGAACCGCCGGAGUCGCGCCGGCGCUGCUGCCGCCCCUGCCGCUGGGAACCCCCGCUGGGGAGGAGCGGCCCGGGCAGGCCUCCGCCCCCGCCGCCUCCGCCGCUGCAGUACGCGGCGCCGACAUGCAUGGCGGUGGCGGCGGGCUGGGCAGCAGCAGGCCAGGUGGCGGGGGGCUGGGGGCGGAGGGGCAGCGGCCGCGACCGUUCGGAAGCUAUGAGGUUGAGGCUGAGGCUGGGAGCGGAGUGGCACAGCAGCAGCAGCAGCGCGGUUCUCAGGAGGAGGAGGAGGAGGAGGACGGCUGGGGGGUGGUGCUGGAGAGCGCGAUGGAGACGGUGGAUGCGGAGGCAGCGGCAGCAGCAGAGGAGGAGGAGGAGGGUGCGGAAGGAGGGCGGCAGCGGGAGGAGGUCAACGCAAGGAACAACGGCAGUGGCGGCGGCGGCAGGAGCAGAAGCGCAGUGCUGGGGGCCGAUGGGGAGUCGUCUGGGGCGUGGAGAGCUACCGCCACGUCGGGCGCCCCGCGGUGCGAGACGAGCUCCCCCCAGCAGCGAACCCGUCUGACCGCCUUCAUGCUGAGCGUGCUGGAGGAUGAAGAGGAGCAUGAGGAGGCCCCGCUGGAGCAGCCCCGACCCACACCCAAGACGCCGCCGCCACCCACUCGCGCGCAUUCCCACAGCGUGCGCAGCCACGCCAGCACCGGUGUGUUCGGCGGUGUACGGCGGUUGGAGCCGAGUCGUUCGGUCAACGACAACGUCAGUGAGAGCGAGACGGGUCGUUGGAACCGCCGACACACAAGCUCUGCCACCCACGGUGCCUACUCGCAACCCCCCUCCGUCCAGCCCUCCGGCCGCUCUUCCAGUGUCUCCGUGUGCCGGGACACCUCAACCAUGCGUCCGACGGCAGUUGGCGGCGGAGGCGGAGGCGGAGGCGGCUCGCCGUACUCCACAUCGCGAGGGUUCGCUGGCGGCGGCGGAGGCGGCCCGCUCUCCACCUCCACCCUGGCAAUCGGCUUCGCGCGUCUGUCUGUGAUCGCCGCCGGCAGCAGCACCAGCGUGUCUCCGACUGCCACCGCAACCACCCCCUGGGCCUCUGCGACAGCCACAGCCACCGCCACUGUCGUGGAUGAGGAGGCGGCGGGGGGCCUGCUGGACGCCACCGAGCAACACCUCCUCCGCUCACCCACCCGACUUGACUCCAAGUCCAUGCAGCAGCAGCACACCUCCUCUCGCCUGCGCCGAACCGCCAGCUGCUGCUACGGCGAGACCGCAGCCGCAGCACCGCCGCAACAACCGCUUCACAACAAGACCGCCGCAGCGCCAGGCAGCAACAACAACAACAGCAACAACAACAGCAGCAACAACAACAGCAACAACAACAACAGCAGCAGAGAUCACGAUGCCACCGCUGGAGAGAUGCUGACGACAGGUCAAGGCGGCGCCCAGGGCGAAGCAGCCUGCCCCCGUCCGCCGGCUCCCCACGUCCGCCGAAUCUCCCGUCGCGCCUCCUCCAUCGAGCCCCACGGCCUCUCCUCCUCCUCCUCCGCCGCCGCCGCCGCCGCCACGCACACGGGCUUCGGCUUCCAGAGCGCGAGCGAGCGUUACGCGGCACCCACCGCACGCGUGCUUACCUUUGCCGCACUGCUCAAGACCGCUCCGCCAGCGGCCCCAACAGCGGCCAGAGCUCGCGCGCCGCCCCGCGACCCGUCAACAAGCAGCAGCAGCAGCAGCCUUCGCUGCUGCCAACCUCCGGCAGCAUGCUGCCUCACCCGCAACAGCAGCAGCAGCAGCCGCAACACCUGGCGCUGUCGAGCUCUCCGGACCUCUUGCCGGGACCGACGCCAGUUUUGGAGCUGGCGCUGCGCACACCCUCGGCUUCGCAGCCGUCCCAGCGGCGUCACGGUGCGGUGCGCGGCUUCCUGAGCACCUCCCACUCCGCGCUGGGGGGCAUGGUGGACACGCUAGACAGCAUGGCAGGUGGCUGCGAGGCGGCUGCGGGGGGCGGCGGUGGCGGUGGCGGUGGCGGGCAGGAGGGGGAGGAGGCGGGGGAGGGCGCGGGGCGGAGGAGGAGGAGGCAGGCGGUUGAGACGGAGGUGGAGACGUUGAACACCCUGGAUUCGCUGCUGCUGCUGUCGACGGAGGGGUUGGGACCGGGGGCGGUGUCGGGGCCGGGGACCACGUACGGCAGCAGCCCCAAGUUCCCGGAGAGCGCUGCCAGCCUGCAGCUGGGGCCGCAGGAGUGGCAGCCGCUGGACUCCUCCACCUCUGCCACCUGCAGCGGCAGCACACCCACCGCGGCAGCAGCGACUGCAGCAGCAGCCGCUGCUCCGCCUGCCCAGUCGCUCAUACACGCUGCCACCAUUGCCGCCGUCGGCGCCGGCACCGCUGCCACCGCAACCGCAGUCGGCGGCCCAAUCGCCGCCGCGGCAGCGGCAUCGGCGGUUAGCCGCUCCCCCACCUUGGGGCUCACAGCGGAUGUUGACCGGCAGCAGAAGCUGGGCGGUGGGGGUGACACCGCGCCAGCAGACGCCGUGGCAGCAGCAGCAGCAGCAGCAGCAGUCGAAGAGGGCGACGGCGUGCGUGAUGUCCCAGGCAGCUCCUGCACGCAGGCCGGCCUCGAUUCCGUGGACCUGCUUGCAUGCCUUCGUAGCAAGGCAGGUAAGGAGGUGGGAGGCGAGCAGGGGGAGGGUCAGCAGCCGCAGCAGGAGAGGAAACAGGAACAGCAGCAGCAGGAGGAGGAGGAGGGUGUGUGGGGCGGCAGUAAAGGGAAGCUGGAUGCGAAUGAGGAGGAGGUCAGGGAGGCUAUGGAAGACGAAGCGUGCGGCGGCGGCGGGCAGAAGGCUUGUAACACUGCUAACGAGGUGGAAGAGGCAGCUGCUGCGGCGGCCGCUCGUGCUGUGGUGGAUGCCUCUUUGCAACUGGCUCGCGUGCUGCGACUCACCCCGGGGGCGAGUUCCGCGCAGGAGGCGGCCAGGCAACAGCAGCAGCAGCAGCAGCAGGCGGCGUCCGCUGCGCUGAUUCGGCUGCGGGAGGCGAUUGUGGCGCGCGUGAGCCGGGGCGGCGAAUGCCCGCAGCAGCAGCAGCAGCAACAGCAGCAGCAGCAGGCGGCAGAGGCGGAGACGGAGGCGGAGGAGUGCUGGCACGAGGUGUGGGGCACAAGGACGUUGGACCCGGUGACGGGGGAGGAUGUGCUGGUGCUGGUGCAGCAUGACGUCACUGCCAAGGUGAUCGCCGAGCGCCACCUGGCUCUCGUCAUGGAGACGGAGCACCGGCUGCUGGAGCAGCUCUUCCCGCGCCACAUCCUGCAGUACAUCACAGAGGACUUCGUGGCGACUGCGGCGGCGGCGGCCAUGGCGGGGGGCGGGGGCAGUGACGUGGCGUGGCGACCCGCGGUUCGCAACUGCAAGGCGCUGGCCACCUGGCACCCGGAGGUCACACUUCUGUUCGCGGACAUCAAAGGCUUCACCCCCAUGUGCAAGGACGUGGAGCCCUCCGCCGUGAUGACAAUGCUCAACGACCUCUACUCGCGCUACGACGGGAUGCUGGAUACAUACGGCGUGUUUAAGGUGGAGACCAUCGGUGACUGCUACUUUGUGGCAGGCGGGCUGAUUGACGAGGACGAGGACGGCAUGGCGGCGGUGCGGGAUGGCGGCCGGGUGGACCCACUGCACGCGCACAAGGUGUUCGACUUUGCAAAGGCCAUGCUGGAGGCCGCCCGCCAGGUGCGGCUGCCCACCACCGGAGAGCCCGUGGAGAUCCGCAUCGGACUGCACAGCGGGCCAGUUGUGAGCGGAGUGGUGGGCACCCGCAUGCCGCGCUUCUGCCUCUUCGGCGACACCGUCAACACCACCAGCCGCAUGGAGAGCAGCGGCACCCCCGGCGCCAUCCACGCCAGCGAGGCCGCCUGGCAGCUGCUGCACAACUACGCGGACUGGAGCCCCACAGGUGGCAUCGACGUGAAGGGCAAAGGCCUCAUGCAAACCUACCUGCACCGCCCCGCCCCGCUGGCCCUGACCGCCCUGCCGCUCCCACUGGUACCGCUGCCGGCUAGCUCCCGUGAUGCGCCGCCGUCCGCACUGGUCCCUCCUCUUCCCUCUUCCGCUUCAGCUUAUGCAACCACAUUCGGUAGCUCGGUCGCCAGCGAGGAGCCACCACCACCACCACAACCCACCACAACCCCGACGGAGCUGAUGCCGGAGCUGCCGGCGUGCUGCGCCCCCUGGAAAGGAAGCUCGGAGCCGCACCGUCGCGGUCAGCACAGCGACGCCAACAGCAGCACCACCUCCUGCCGCAUUGUCAGCGCCCGCACGCCCUGCAACAGCGGCAUCUUACAAGGGGUGGUCGGCAUCCACGCGGCUGGCUGGGGCGGCUGCUUGGACGUGCCUGCAGCCGCCGCCGCCGUCAUUUCCCUGGACGCGGUUGCACGGAGCGUGUCUCUGGGCGUGGAGGCGAUGUCUUCUUCCUCAAACAUCGCCCCCGAGGUGGCCGCUGCUGCAGCGGCAGGGGUGGCGCAGCGGCGGGAGGCGGGCCCAGCUCCUCGAGCAGCCGUACGGCAGUCCUUCGAAGGCUUCCCGUCGGGGCCCAGGAGCGGUCCCGAGGACAGGGGCGGCUCGCUGCCGCCCGUCAUGAUGCCGGUCGGGUUCCUGCGGACCUCAGCAGGGGCGGCAGCAGCAGCGGGGGGGCCGACGGCGCCGGCAGCGGGACCCUGAGGAGCACUGAUGGAGGGGCUCCCGCGCGGAUGAGAGGAGAACGGGUCCGUGUAUGGGAAGUUGCGUGUGGUGCUUGGGUAGCAGCUAGCGAGCCUGCUGGCCACCGCAGGAUGGGUUGAGCGCUCUGGGAAGCGAGUGAGUUGAGCGCUCUGGGAAGCGAGUGAGUUGAGCGCUCUGGGAAGCGAGUGAGUUGAGCGUGCGUGUUGCUUGGAUCGGCGCCAAUCUUGGAGCUUUGGUAAUACAUUUCUGUUGGGACAUCUUCACCGGUAGCUGUCGUGCUUCCGGUGCUGUCCUUGUCUGCUGUCCUGCCAUUUUCCGAAUCCGGAUCAGGCAGCCAGCCAGGCAGCCAGCCAGGCAGCCAGGCAGGCAGGCAGCCAGCCAGGCAGCCAGCCAGGCAGGCAGGCAGGCAGGCAGCCAGCCAGGCAGGGGGGGGGAACCCAUGCGGCAUUCCGCGCGGGCUGGCAGCAGACGGGGACGUCUGGGUGUGCGUGGUGGGGUUGCGUGUCAGGUGUUGGGUGUUGGGUGUUUGGGCUGCUGCUGCUGGUGCGUACGUGAGGCUUUGCGGCGGAUGGGUGGUUGUACGGUAUUGGGAAAGAUGAAUUAUUGGAGCGGAACCGACACGUCGUUUUAGCCUUUCCAGGACUGCUUUCCCUUAAUUUGUUGGGGGACUGGGACUGUGCUUAAGAAAGAAUGCCAGUUUCGCUAAAGAUGGCUAUGGAGGGAGGUAAUCGGGAUAGCAUUGGGGCGUGAUGUAUGGUACAUGUGGGGGAGCUCGGAUGUCUGGAUGUGGCAAGAUUGGUUUAGAAGUGUGGGGUGUGCUUGCUUGCUGUGUCUAUACGCUGCAUACUCGUGCAGGUGCACACGGGGGGCGGGGGGGGGGCCGCUGUGUUGCAUGAUUGCUUAAAUAGCACUUCAUUCAUACCUCGUUCGGCACGACAUGCAGAAUUGCAGAUGCACGGUGUUUCAUGUUUGGUGCACGGGUGAGUGCAACUGCUGUAGCGGUGGUGAGUACUGCUUUUUGGUAGGCGGGCAGCCGGGCAGGUGGGGGCAGCGCGGUGUGUAGAGUGAACAAGCUGGGCGAGAUUCUGGGAUUGCAGGCAUCUGGUGCGACGUGCAUGUGGUUGGGAUGGGGGUGUGUUUAUGGCUUGGGAUGGGGGUGUGUUUAUGGCUUGGGAUGGGGGUGUGGUUGAUUCGACUGAGAUGGGGUGUGCGACCAAAACACACUGGCCGCGCACGAAUCGGAACGCGCUGUGCUUGCCGGAAUUAGGACCCCCGGCGGAUGGUGGAAGAGCUUGCUGGCUAUGUGUGAUGUAGGUGGGAUGUGUUCAGAACCUAAAAAUGUGGGAUGUGUUCAGAAACCUAAAAAGGUGGGAUGUGUUCAGGAAACUGGUAAGACGGGGCGUGUUCAGGACGGUUAUCGUAUGUUGGAAUGGACAGUUAACUGUGAGCGCAAUAGCGUGUGUACAAGUAAGUGUGUGCGGCGGCCCCUCCGGGUGGAGCGCUGUGUGAGGGGCGCUCCAGCGGCAGCCGCAUCGCUGAACCGGGCAGGCGGGCAGGCGGGACGCAGCAGCAUGAUGGCAGAUGUAUUGAAGUUGGAAAAGACGAUCUAGUUUGGUCAGCAAUGUAUGUCGCUGUAGGCUUGUUAGGAAUGGGCUGCGUCGAAACGGCCAUGUAUCAUUGUUGGAUUGAUGACAAAAUUUGGAAGCUCUGGUUCGGAAGGGGCAUAUCACUCACGGGCAAACAAGAAAUGGUGACAAAGUAAAGGCGGAACAUGCGUCGCGUAACAGUAAUUGCGCGCUUCAUUGUAUGUUUAAUGACAACGGCUGCUGUGGGCUUUGUGCUCUCGGGUUGCUUUUGAGCUCCUCACAUGGAGGGUUUCCCGCCUUCCACCGACUAAAAUGAUGGCCAUGAUAUCUUAACUGACAACCCUUGGCGUUUGUCUGUUUCCGAGUAUGUUUGUCCGUACACUUUGGAGGUGGCCCGGGGCGUUUAUCGCAGUCCGGUCUUACAGGGUGUGCGUGGGGCUGCAUGUUGCAGUGUGGCAGGCACGCCGCGGUGCGUUGCGUCAAGCUUUAAUACAUGAUGUUGUGUAUUGGGAUGUACGCGCAAGACCGACACGCCGGCAGCAGCAGCGUUACUGGUGCAGCACUUCAAUAGCUGCCACCUUCCCCGCCACCAGGCGUGGGCUACCCUGCGGCGUGCUAUGUCUCGCUUGCUGUUGUUGGCGUUGUUUGUCGAACGUGUGGUGUUGACGCUGAACGAAGCGGCGUGGGCCGCGCUUUCACGUACGCGUGUUGUGACCCAGCCGCCUUGUGUAGUUGAGUAGAAGGCAGGCUGCUCAGCAGCCCCUCUCACGUGCGCAAUUCGUGCGUGUAUCCCCAAGACCCCGAGCCAGUGGGCUUGCGAGUUGAGACGACACGGUAUUGAAACUGAUUGUGAGUGUGUGCUGCUUGUGUGCGCUAUGGAGCCCACACAUGCGCUGGAUUUGGGCGCGUUGGGUCCGCUGCCAUGUCAUGUCAUGCCAUGUCAUGUCCCGGGGUUGUACGGGUCGUUUUCUGUUGACACAGUUGUCGGAUUUGUACGAUUGUUAGUUGGUGCGGAAAUUGCUGAGGAAUGCGGUUCUGCUUGUGAUCCUUCGUAGAAAAUUAUCGGGGUGCCAUCCGGUCCUCCCACAAAGGAAGGCGCUUGCUUGCAUGGCACUUACCGUCAGAUACCGGCGAUCAGUGCAUUGUACUGCCCCGUUUACAAUCCUGGAUGUCUGUGGCGCUCUUGGCAACGGAAACCGCAGGCCUGUCCGCCUCUGUAUCUCGCGCCUGCCGUCGCUGUUUUGCUGUGCUCUGGAGUUUUUUUCUUGAAUUUUCCUUGGUUGUGGUUUCGUUGUUAAUUGGUGACGGCCCCACAGACGCUGUUUGCACUGCCGCCCUCGACGCACGCAUGGGACUCUGCCGCAUCGUAUCGGCCAUCCGGCAUUGUGUGUGCUGCUGCUGUUGCUGCUGCUGUUGCUGCUGCUGUUGCUGCUGCUGCUGCUGGCCCUUCCCCCCUUGGGACAUGCGGAUGCCUCCGCGAUCACGAUUGAGUUGCGAUGUGCGCUCGCUCCCGGGUUUGGGGCCUGGACGGGUCCCCAGCCAGGCAGCACCCGCAGCAGCACCCGCAGCAGCAGCACGAGGAGGAGGUUUUGCAUGAAAAAGCACGAGGCUGUGCUGUUGCGCUUUGGGCCUUAGGAUUCGGAGGAGAAUUCGCAACCACCCUUGUCCAGGUUCUAUUGAAGCUUUUGCAGGGGCGGCGUAGUUAGAAUGUUGCCCGGUCGAGGGUUUAUGUGUCCUGGUGGUGAGCUGGGAUGUGUCGAUUCUGUUUUGGGUAAACAUGCGUGCUCGCGGCUGGUUUGGCUGGGUUAGGAGCUCCGGCAGGGGCCGCGGGGCAGUAGCUGGGGUAUUGCGUCCACUACUCUGCGCCCUUCUGUCUAGGGCCACCGAGUACAGACGGCGAAUUGGCCACAACUUAAUAGUAUGGGUAGGAUACCUGGUAGUUGUGAUACCUACAGGAUGCGUUUCCGUUAGUUGGGGCAUAUGGGUUAUAGCCGUUGGUCUCGACAAGCUGGGCAACCAAAAGCAAGAUUCAUUAGGAAGCGUGACCUUGGAACCCUGGAAUGAUCCGCAACAGUCCUAAUCCAAUUGUUGUGAAUUGUUGCCAUGUGCCUGAUCAAUAUGUUUUCGAUUUGCAGGUAUGAUGGAAUAUGUUGCGUACUAAGAAUACUGUUGUAAACACACACUCCACAA